UAAUCCUCACAAACGCCAUUUCCUCUCUUCUUCGCUUCACUCCCUCUCUUGUCUCGUUCCUCUCCCAAGUUUCUAACUUUUUCACACAUUCUCAAUCCUCUCUCCAAUUCCUAAGUGGGUCCCAACCCAAUUCGGAUUUCGUUUCUGGGUUUCCCCAAUUCGAAGCUCUGCACUUUCCCCUUUGAAGUGGAAUUUUUUUUCGUUCCUGUGAAGUUCCAUUCCAUAUUCUGGGAAUGGGUCUAUAAAACAAGCUUCCAAAUUGGAGAGAAAGUCCCAAACUUUUCGGUUCAAUUUUGAGUUUUCGCAAUUGGGUCUGUGAUCUUCUUGUGUGGGUGAGCAAGGUUUGAAAAAACUUUCUGUGAUCGUGAUUUUGGCCCCAACUUCAAUUGUGGCUGCAUCCGCUGUAAUUUGUUCACAAUUUUCCGCAAUAUCAAAGGAUCGUGACGACGAAACCACAACUGCAACCGCAAUUUAAACCUUGUGUGAGAAUGCGUGCUACAGCAGAAUUUCAAGGUUCUGUUCUGAAUCUUCGUGGGGUUCAGGUUCACUCCAUGGAGGGUUCAAGCAUGGAGCAAGAGCUUGAUUUGUUUCAGAAGCAUGUCACGGAGCGAUUCCUGGAGUUAUCUUCUGUUGAAAGUGGUGAAUUGCUCUCUCUUUCAUGGGUUAGGAAGCUGCUAGAUUCGUUCCUGUGUUGCCAAGAGGAGUUCAGGGUGAUUCUCCACAACCACAGGGAUCAGGUGAUGAAGCACCCUCCCUUGGAUCGCAUGGUGGGCGAGUUUUUCGAGCGUAGCGUGAAGGCACUUGAUGUGUGCAAUGCAAUCCGUGAUGGAAUUGAGCAGAUUAGGCAGUGGCAGAAGCUGUUGGAGAUUGUUCUCUGUGCUUUGGAUCACAAGAGGAGCAUUGGUGAGGGCCAAUUUCGCCGUGCCAAGAAGGCCCUUGUCGAUUUGGCCAUUGGGAUGCUUGAUGAUAAGGACUCUAGCUCCAGUGGCUCUAUAGCACAUAGGAACAGGUCAUUUGGUAGAAAUAAUGCUUCAAAGGAUCAUCACCACAAUAAUUCCUUUGGUCAUUUUAGAUCACUUUCUUGGAGUGUGUCAAGGAAUUGGUCUGCUGCUAGGCAGCUUCAAGCACUUGGGAACAACUUGUCCCCUCCCAAGGCCACUGAUAUUGUUGCCACCAAUGGCCUUGCAUUGCCUAUUUUUACAAUGAGUUAUGUUAUGGUGUUUGUGAUGUGGGCACUUGUGGCGGCGAUUCCCUGCCAGGACCGCGGGCUGGGGCUCCAUUUCUCGGUGCCAAAGCAGUUCUCGUGGGCGGCUCCGGUGGUGGCGCUGCACGAGCGGAUCAUGGAGGAGUCGAAGAAGAGGGAGAGGAAGAACACCUGUGGCUUGCUGAAGGAGAUUCACCAGAUUGAGAAGUGUGCUAGGGUGAUCAAUGAUUUGGCUGAUUCUGUGCAGUUUCCUUUGAGUGAGGAGAAGGGAGAAGAGGUCAGGCAGAGAGUGCAAGAUGUUUCGAAGGUUUGUGAAGCCUUGAAAGAUGGAUUGGACCCUCUAGAACGCCAAGUGAGGGAGGUGUUCCAUAGAAUUGUGCGCAGCAGAACCGAGGGGCUUGAUUCUCAUGGUAGAGGGUAGCCUGUUGAUGCUUAACCUUGCCAUUUGAGAUCAAUUAACCUGAUUUUGCUUUCUUAGAUAAAUUUGUGAAUGACCAAAAGAUGACUAGGAGGAUAACCAAUGGGUGAUUUGAAUUGAGGAUCAUGAUAAUACUAUGGUAUAUAAAGGGGAGGAUUCUUGUACGUAUGAAGUAUGAAGCACAAAAAAAUGUAUAGAGUUUAGGAUAUUUGAAGUAGACCUUUGUGGUCUAUGUUUUCUUUUUCUCUUUUUUGUGUUGUGAUGUGGCUUAUUGUAUAAUCAGUUUUCUCAGUGUUUUGCUGCAUCCUCAUUGUAGUUGAUUCUGAUCGCGAGUAUGUGUAAUUCAAUACAUUUAUCUUACGCAGCUCUUGUACUUUCAAACUUGUCGUUGCUGCGAUUGCAGCCUUUGCCUUCAGAAUGCAAUCAUUGUGAC
This is a messenger RNA of Glycine soja, 2055 nucleotides long. RefSeq names its product UPF0496 protein 4-like. NCBI's taxonomy places the organism in Eukaryota, Viridiplantae, Streptophyta, Magnoliopsida, Fabales, Fabaceae. The coding region runs from base 489 to 1625 and encodes 378 amino acids. The transcript has a single exon. The record is from RefSeq and is a predicted model, not a curated record.